UUUUAGAUUUCGCCGGAAUAACAUGUAUGACUAUGAGCAUUACGGUCACCAAUUAUCGAAAGUGCUGCACUCUAGUAAUGAUUAUUCGUAUCAUUUCCGCACACAUUGAUUUGCAGAGCUCGUAUGCGGAUAUUUGGAGAACUAGUCAUGAACAUGGAGGAUUGUAAUCGUAAGGUGACAUCGGUUCAAUGAUUAAGUGACGGAUUGUAGGGUUAUAUUAUAAUGAUUUUUUCAUGUUAUAUUGUAUAAACUUAGAAAGAAUGACUGUAGUUUUUUUAUUAGGUGACAUGACGUAGCAUUCAUUCUAGUAUCGGCAACUACAAAACCUGACAAUUUAGUUCUAGGUAUCCCGUGAAGUUUAUUAAUGUACAGCAUCCACCAAGCUAUUCUGAAUGGACGUGAAAGCAAGUUUUAUGACGUAUCUCGACCAGCUGAAGAGGAGUCAGUCAGAUCCAUCAUUAGGGAAAAGCAACCCUUCCAAAGCCAUGUCAUGUGAAGGAUGCUCUCAGAAAUUCACAGUUUUCAAGCGAAAGAAGCUGUGCAACAUCUGCCUGCGGUACUUCUGCACGCACUGUCUGACUCCGCAGCUGGGGCCCAACGGCAACAACUCGGUGCUGGCGCGCCUGACGGACCGCCGCCACAUCUGCGCCACGUGCAUGGUGCUGACGGCGCGGCCGCUGUGCCGCCUGCAGCUGAAGCGCCUCAAAGUGAAGGACCUGCAGCACUACCUGACCGCGCAGCGCGUGUCCACUCGGGGCUGCGUCGAGAAAGAUGACCUAGUGAACUUGCUGAUAAGACAUGUUGGAUCCACAAACAGUGGUUCACAUCAAGAAAACAUAUGCAAUAGCCAUACAGACUUGUCAAUGGGCAGUGAGAGCAAUACAUCAAAUCCCCUCCGUGACCGUCCACCAGUUCCACCGCAGUUUAAUAGAACAAAUGCCAAUAGCACAAGCAAUUCUGCCCAAAACUCUUCAUUACACAGACCUCCACCUCCAUCUUUUGCUGCUGGUGUUAGAGCAACAGUCACCACAUCUUCCACAACUGCAACUACAAGUAGUAGUAGCAGCAGUUCGGGUGCCAGAGUUGCAAGCAGUAGGUCUGCCACUACUCCAGCUAACUCAGAUGAAGAAUUUGAGAUAGUUGAAUUGACAGAGGAUUGGUCUGGUGAAAUGGAUGAAACAGGACCAGAACCUGUUGUAGAAGAAAUAUCUGACAGUGCAGGAGGCACACUCAGUUCGCCCACUUCUGUUGGAGGUGAACAAAACACCUUAAGCAGUUCAACUACCUCACUGGGCGAACCCAAUGUUUCGUCAUCUAGUACUUCUUCACCUUCCCAUGAUCACUCUCCUUCUCAUCAUUCUGAUAGUGGUCCUCCUACUGUCCCUCCGACAUCUUCUCCACAUUCUCAGCCUCCUCCUACUCCACGGUUUUCACCUCCUUCCUCUCCUCUUCACCCUCUUUCUCCACACCCAGUGGUCACAGAAGUAUCAGCCGAAGAAGAAGGAGAAGCAGACCUACCAAUGGACACCUUGGAAACAGCUUCAACGGUAAUGCCAGAGCCAGCAGCUACUAGCACAGAACUUCAUUCAGUCAGGCCUCCUAUCAUCACCUUGAAUACCAUCAAGACUUUGGAAGAACUUCAAAGUAUGCCUGUAAAGCAGAUAAAAGAUCUACUCAUGCGCAACCGUGUAGAUUUUCGAGGAUGCUGUGAACGUACUGAACUGGUAGAAAGGGUAACUCGUCUAUGGAUUGAAAAUAGAGAACAAAAGAAAGCACUUGAAAGACUGGGAUCUUCGGAGAUGUGCAAGAUUUGUAUGGAUGCGCCUAUUGAAUGUGCAAUGCUGGAAUGUGGACACAUGGCAACCUGUAUGUCUUGUGGAAAACAACUUAAUGAAUGCCCACUUUGCCGCCAAUAUGUUGUACGAGUUCUUCGCAUUUUCCGCGCCUAACUUGCCUCUAUGACAGCUGUUAUAUUGCAAAAGAAUUACAUUAAUGUCCAAUACUGAAAGGAAUGUGUGGAGUAAUUGACAAUAUAUUACUAAUAAAAAGUUCUCUCAUAUACCUUUCCGUUUGUUAUGAAGAUAAGGUGAACAGAUAGCCAUGCUUGUGUUAGUUUGUUGAAGUUUAGAACAGAAAUUACUGGCUAGCUCAUGAUUCUUUAAUCCUGUUAGAUAUUUUGAAAGAGGAAUACAGUUUUUUAUAAAAAAAUACACUCAACUAGAAUGGCAUGUAAAAUUUGCUGAAUGAAUAUAAUAUAUUUGUAGAAAGCUAGCCAAUAGUUCUGAUUCCCAAUUGAGCACACACAUCUGUGAAUAUUAUCACCCUGCAGAGAAUGUAUACGAAAAAUUUCCAUCUGUAUAAGAAACAUCAAAUUAUUAUCUGAAUGAGAAACAUGUUAGGAGAAAUGGGUACAGAUAGCAAACGUAGUAUCUGGUCACCUUGUCUCGUAUUCAGGUAUGCAGCUUGACAGAAUAUGUAUAGCUGUCAUCUAUUGGCUGGAAAAGAAAGGAAUGGAAAGAUAAAAUGAUUGUGGGAUCAUACCCUUCUUCCUAUGCAGUACCUUGCGUUUCCAAAAGGAGAGUUUCAUUGGUUGUAUUCUCAGAAUGAACAUAAUGUUGGAUAGAUUAAAGUACAUAUUUUUGUAAUUUAUAUUUGUCACUUUGCAAAUUACUUGUAUUGAUGACUAUUCGAUCCCAGAAAAGUGAAAGAUUAUGAUGGCCUUCAGUGCAAAAAAUAGAAACAAUCACUUAUGUUUUAACUAUAUUAGUACUUCCAGGAAUGAAUCUGGUAUCUUGCAAAUAACAUGUGCAAGACUCAGAUAUAUGAAGGCCUGUUCAGUGUAUUUUGCAUCUGUUGGAAUUAAUUGUGUGCAAAAUAUGCAACUUCCAUGUUUUCAAAUAAUUAGUUUAAUCUUCUGUGAAAAUCAACAGUUAAUGAGCUCUUUUGAAACCGAUUCUCAUGUACAAUGUUUCUUUAAAUUGAUAAUGUCAGGGGCAGGUUCCAGUGGUGCAGGGCGGGGUCGAGGAACUGCUUCACUGACUGACAAUAAGACUGAGAACAAAGACACUAAGCCAAAUCCAAAAAUGUCCAAGGCACUCAGUACUUCAGCUAAAAGGAUUCAGAAGGAACUGGCAGAGAUUACAUUGGAUCCUCCUCCAAAUUGCAGUGCUGGGCCCAAAGGCGAUAACCUGUAUGAGUGGGUAUCUACUAUCCUGGGGCCACCUGGCUCUGUUUAUGAGGGAGGUGUAUUCUUCUUGGAUAUACAUUUCUCUCCAGAAUAUCCAUUCAAACCACCAAAGGUUACGUUCCGAACUCGAAUCUACCAUUGCAACAUUAACAGUCAAGGUGUGAUUUGCUUGGAUAUUCUCAAGGACAACUGGUCUCCUGCUUUAACCAUAUCUAAAGUCUUGUUGUCAAUUUGUUCUCUUCUCACUGAUUGUAAUCCAGCGGAUCCAUUGGUGGGAAGUAUAGCAACCCAGUACCUUCAAAACCGUGAAGAACAUGACCGCAUUGCACGACUGUGGACCAAACGGUAUGCAACGUGAUGUGCUCCUGCCAAAAAAUUGGCAACCAGAGGAGGAGAAUGUGGGGAAUGUAUACCAGACUGCUGUGUGUGACUGAACCAUGAACCAGCAUUUCUCUCUCCAAUGGUUCACUUCCACAGUUCCAAGUGUUGAAGAGAUUUUCUUUGUGUAUGUUGUGAGUGUGGGUGUCUGUAGGUUCAUUCAACCAGAGUGCAUGCUAAGAAUGAAAGGUUUGGAAUGUAGUUAUUUUAUUUUUUCAAUAUGUUCUUAAUGGUGCAAGAAUAGGCUACCACUUUUGUAUGAAUCUUAUAUUGCUUUGGAAUAGAAAACUUUCUAUAGUGGAGAGAAAACUUUCCAGCCCAUAAGGGCAAAUGUAUACAUAUGUUUCAUUUCAUUUGUAGUAUUUCGAUGUUCAUAUCUGUAACAGAAUUGCAGUUUUCUUCUCGAGGCCAUUGUAAUCAUGGCUCAGUGUGUACAUGUCAUCUUCAUAUUCAUAAAAAAAGAGAGGUAUGAUAGAAGCUUGUUGUAUACGUAGUGUGUAGGGCAGAGAGUAAUUCAGUGAGAAUAAUAAAAUCAUUUAAGCAUCGAUAAGAAUUAAUUUUUAUCGAUUAUACUGCUAUUAUUAGAGUAUUUAUAAUUUAACAGUAUGUUACAAAAAGUAAUUUAUUGAAUGUAGACUCAGUUUAAGAAAUUUCAACCAUAUUACCUCCCAGCCUUUAACAUAGUUCAGCUACAAGGAACUUAUUGAUGUUCAUUGAAUUAAAGUUGUGGUAUUGCAGCUUUAACCCAAAUGAAAAUGGGUGAAAGAGAGGCCUAUGAUAUAUGGUUUUGCAUAUUUUAAUUUAACUUAACGUGGCUAUUUUGCAUUUAUAAAAAUUUAAGUCUUAGUUGUGCAAUGUGCUGGAUAUAAAAUCUCAAAUUCAUGUAGAAUUUCUUAAUGUUUCUAAAAACAUUUGUAGGCCUAAUAUGGAUUUUAUACAUACUGUUUGUUUGUUUUUUAUUUUUUGUUUUUCUUUUUUAUGACAUGCUUUAAAAUAGACUCUCGAAUAUGAGAAGGUAUUGAUCCCUGUUUAUCUACCUUGUAAUUCCAAAAAUGUGCCCAGACAAGACGAUAAUGAAAGGGUUGUUACCCUUGUUAAUGUUGUGUUAGGAUGUAACAAAUUACAAUAAAUGUUGUGUAAACAAAUAGAACUUGAAAUUUUAUUUAUCACAUAAAAUAACUUUCAGCAACAAACGUUGCUGAAGGUUCCUCUUUUAGGAAUAAGAAAAAGCUCUACUCAAACUAUUGUUUUAAUACCAAUGCAUACACAAGUCUUUAUACCUUACUGUUGACACUAAAGAUUCUAAAUGUUGUAAUGUGCUCCUCUGGGAAGAAAGAUUGGGAGGGGGGGACAGAACUUGUUGCUUUG
This is a messenger RNA of Gryllus bimaculatus (two-spotted cricket), 4933 nucleotides long. The record is from the annotation of a GenBank genome assembly. NCBI's taxonomy places the organism in Eukaryota, Metazoa, Arthropoda, Insecta, Orthoptera, Gryllidae.